Labrus bergylta (ballan wrasse) is the source of this 1625-nucleotide messenger RNA. Lineage: Eukaryota; Metazoa; Chordata; Actinopteri; Labriformes; Labridae. The record is from RefSeq and is a predicted model, not a curated record.
CCUCUCUCUCUCUCACACUCUCAAUCUCUCUCUCUUCUCACUUGCUCCUCUUUGCUCUCUCUCGCUCUCAAUCGACUAUUAUUCACUAAUAUUGUGUUCAGCAACUUCCCUGUUUGUCCAGGUAAUCUGGAACCGGAGGACCGAGGGACUUUGUGUGUCAGAUAAAAGCAGCUUUUACUGAUCACAGGAUGUAUGUCUUCAUGUUACUGUAAUGGAGUUGCAGAUGACGAUCAUCUUCAUCUUUUUCUGUAAGUUGGCACAUGAUCGUCUCAUCUGCUGAUGUAAAGUUGAAGAGUCACCAGUCAGGCAUUAAGGGAGGAUUCAUCACUUUUCCUGAUCCUUUGGAGAAUGGACUUUUUAUAUUUCAAGGAAGUAACAUUGCUGAAGUGAAGGACAAAAAAAUAGAUAUAUUUGAGGAACCUUUCAAGGACAGACUUUUAUGGAACAACAAAACUGGUCUUUUCAAAAUCAGAGGACUAAAGCGGAAUGACUCUGGUGUUUAUAGUAUUGACCCUAAAAAAGGAAGUAGUUCCAUAAUAAGACAUAAACUCACUGUAUAUGAGUCUGUAGCAGCUCCUGCAGUGGAAGCUGUGAACGUGAGCGCAGAGAGCUGCUCCUUGCUGUGUUUGGUGAAUAAGACUGAAGAGACGACUCUGCUGUGGUACAAAGACGAGGAAAUAAUCAACCAGAGCAGCUCUGCUCUCUCACUGCCUCUCACUGUACACAGACAUGAUGUCACAUCAUCUUAUAGAUGUGUGGCAGCCAACCCUGCUGAAAAUAAGACUCUUCAUGUCGAUGUUAGGAACAUCUGUGUGGAACUUAACUCAGGCAGCAAGAGUGACCCCAACACUGGACGCUAUAUGAUCAUAAUUUCUAUCGUGUUGGCCGUGAUUGUUGUACUUGUUGCCCUGUUCAUCAGAUGGUUUGUCCUCAAACACAAGAAGUCAACCAUACAAACACAAGUGAAUAGAUACUCUGACGUGGUGUACUCAUAUGUCCAUAUAAACGCAGACAGAUGCAGCCAGGGAAGACAUUUACCAGACUCAUCAGAACCCGAUGAACACCCCGGCUUAACAUCGGUGUACUACAAGCUGGUGCAGCAUCCCCUGUCUCCUCCUGAAACAGAUGAUCAUGUUUAUGACCAAACAACAAACUUCCCACAUGCAUGAGCAGCUUAGUGAUCCAGAAACAGAAGACGCUAUCAGUGUUUCAAUAUCAAGCAGCUACUUGUAUUCAAGGUCAUUACACAAUAUGUGCUCAAUUUUCUGAAAAGUGUCUUUAGUGCCACAAGGCUUAUGAAGAAACAUUCUUGUUGGUGCACAGUAAGGAUCAAACACCAUUAGUACAUCAAUAAGCCAGAAAUGAUUAACACUCUUCUUUCUGAUUAGAAGAACUUUGUUGCAUUUAUACCAGUACAGUUUGUUAUGCUGCAGUGAGCCGCUUAUAUUUUUGUAACUCUUUUACAAGUUAUGUUUGAAUAUUGGCCUAUUCUUUGGAAUGUGAUUUUUGUACACCAAAACGUUGUAGCUGCCUUUGUUUGUGUGGAACAUGAAAUGUUGUUUUAAUAGCAUCUACUUUUAAAAACGAAAGAGAAUGAUGACAACAGUAAAGAGCAUUUGACUUGA